Thelazia callipaeda (thelaziosis nematode) is the source of this 1317-nucleotide messenger RNA. The record is from the annotation of a GenBank genome assembly. NCBI's taxonomy places the organism in Eukaryota, Metazoa, Nematoda, Chromadorea, Rhabditida, Thelaziidae.
AUGGCGUCUUCUUCACGUCGACUACAAAAGGAAUUGGUAGAUAUUCAAUUAUCAGAUUCAAGGACAUUUUGCUGCAUUGAAUUUGACCAGGAUAAUUUGCUCCAUUGGACAGGUCUUCUUUUGCCCGAUAAAGAACCAUACAACAAGGGUGCAUUUAAAAUAGCCAUAGAUUUUCCAGUAGAAUAUCCAUUUAAACCUCCAAAAAUUACCUUUUUGACGAAAAUCUAUCACCCAAAUGUUGACGAGAAAGGACAAGUAUGUCUUCCGCUUAUAUCACCUGACAACUGGAAACCUACUACCAAGACUGAGCAGGUAAUGAGUGCAUUACUUGGUUUGAUCACGGAACCAGAGCCAGACCAUCCUUUGCGAGCAGAUAUAGCAGAAGAAUUUACAAAAGACAGAAAGAAGUUUAACAAGGCAGCAGAAGACUAUACGAAAAAAUAUGGUAUGAAGCGACCGGAUGGUUACAUUUUCUCAAGAAAAAGGAGAAUGCAGGAAGAUAAUGUGAUGACUGUUUUGGUUACUGGUGGUACUGGUCUUUUGGGACGUGCUCUUCAGCAGAUUGUUACAACUGAAGAAGCUCGAUCAAAUGAAAAAUGGAUAUUUGUAGGGCAACAAGAUUGUGAUCUAAUGGAUCGUGAAGCUACACGUCUUCUUUUUAGCAAACAUCGACCUUCUCAUGUAGUUCACCUAGCAGCUUUAGUUGGAGGUCUUUAUCACAAUCUUCGUUGUAAUUUGCAAUUCUUUCUAAAAAAUAUGGUAAUUUUUGUGUUGUAUUUUUAUGUUGAAAAUGCUCAUGUGUUUGAGUACAGUGAGUUUUUAGAUUCAUUCAAGCCAAAGAAAUACACGUCAGUAAUACCAUGUAAUGUGUUUGGACCUUAUGACAACUAUAAUCUUCAAAAUGGACAUGUUCUUCCUGCUUUGAUUCACAAAACCUAUAUUGCUAAACGUGAUAAAGCACCGUUAGAAAUAUUUGGAAGCGGAAAACCUUUGCGACAAUUCAUUUAUUCUUUAGAUUUGGCUCGACUGUUUGUGUGGGUUGUUCGAUCAUACGAGGAAAUCGAUCCUAUAAUAUUAUCCGUCGGAGAGAACGAUGAAAUAUCAAUUUUGGAAGCGGUCCGUUGCAUUAUUGAUGCCUUCAAAUUUAAAGGUGAAGUAUUGCAAGAUAAAACUAAAGCAGAUGGACAAUAUAGGAAAACUGCAUCAAAUGCCAAAAUGCGCAAAUAUUUGCCACAUUUCAAGUUUACACCAUUCGAAGUAGCAAUAAAAGAAUCUGUUGACUGGUUUAUAGCAAAUUACGAUAUUGCUCGAAAAUGA